Drosophila melanogaster (fruit fly) is the source of this 2998-nucleotide messenger RNA. RefSeq lists its product as uncharacterized. NCBI's taxonomy places the organism in Eukaryota, Metazoa, Arthropoda, Insecta, Diptera, Drosophilidae. The record is from RefSeq and is marked reviewed. Bases 77 to 2950 code for a protein of 957 amino acids. The transcript is spliced from 12 exons. Gene Ontology annotation, biological process: mRNA processing; RNA processing. Gene Ontology annotation, molecular function: nucleic acid binding; RNA binding.
GACGUCGGUCACACUGGCAAAUUGUUGGUUUUCCUAUUUUCGUAUUUGCUGAUAAUGUGCAUAUUGUGUGGAAAAGAUGAGUAAACAAGGGAAUAAAAGCAAGGAUUCGGCUGCCGCAUCCGCCACUUUAAAACGGAUAAGCGAAAAGAAGUUGGAGGCCUUCACGGUGGGCACCUUCUCCAAACGACAAUUGUCCAAAAAAGAGCUCGAGGACCAGAAAAAAAAGGAGGAUGCAGCUGCUGCGGCACAUGCCUUCAAAGAGUUCGUAGAGACUUUCCAAGAUGCACCCACCCCCUCCUCGAAAGUUUGGGUCAAAGCCGGCACCUAUGAUGCAGGAUCCCGGCGGGAGGACAAGUCGGAGAAGGGCAAGCUAUACAAGCCGGUCUCCAAGCUGAUGGAAAAGAGCUCCUCGGACAAGGUCGAGGAUUACGCCAAGACCCUGGCCUCGGAUCUCAAAAAGGACUCGGGUCCAUUGAAGAAGAAAAACCAGGAGAAGAAAAAGAGCAACUUGGAGCUGUUCAAGGAGGAAUUGAGACAGAUUCAAGAGGAGCGUGAGGAGCGCCACAAGUACAAGCACAUGGCCUCAAGCCAUUCCGCACCAGCACAGCAACCGGCUGCAUCAGCUGCUCCUGUGCCCAGCAGCAGUGUCUCCACCACCUCCCAGAACUCAAGCAGCUCAAAGGAGUCUGGUUCGUUUGACACGGGCGAUCCAAAUACCACAAACCUGUACCUGGGCAACCUGAACCCCAAGAUAUCCGAGCAGCAGCUUAUGGAAAUCUUUGGGCGAUACGGUCCCUUGGCCAGUAUCAAGAUCAUGUGGCCCCGCUCCGAAGAGGAGAAGCAAAGGGGACGCAAUUGCGGCUUUGUGGCCUACAUGAGCCGCAAGGAUGCGGAAAGGGCCCUAAAGACACUGAACGGGCGCUACAUCAUGGGCUACGAGAUGCGUCUAGGAUGGGGAAAGACUGUGCCCAUAAUGAAUACGCCCAUUUUUACACCGCAAGCAUUGCUUGAGAUGACCCUGCCUCCGCCUCCUUCAGGAUUGCCCUUCAAUGCCCAACCUCCACCCAGUGAAGCUGAUGUGCUGCCCAAGAAAAACUACAAGGAGUUCAACCAAGAGGACAAAGAGAAUAUGGAGCGGAUACUUGCCAAAUGCGUCGUUAAAGUCCAUAUACCCACAGAGAAGGCUGUUCUUAAUGUUAUCCAUCGGAUGAUCGAGUUUGUAAUACGCGAGGGACCGAUGUUUGAGGCUUUGAUCAUGAUUCGGGAAAUGGAGAAUCCGCUCUUUGCGUUCCUCUUCGACAACGAGAGUCCUGCCCACAUCUACUACCGAUGGAAGCUGUUCUCUUUGCUACAGGGCGAUACGCCCAAUGAAUGGCGGGAGGAGGAAUUCCGUAUGUUUAAAAACGGACCGGUUUGGAAGCCCCCGAUUGCCAACUUCUACACUCAAGGCAUGCCAGAUGAGCUGGUUGUUGAUCCCGAUGCUCCUGUGGUGCACAAAGGAGCCUUGUCCAAUGCGCAACGCAACCGACUCGAGGAUUUGAUUAGGCACUUAACUCCUGAACGCGCCCGCAUUGGAGAUGCCAUGAUCUUCUGCAUUGAGCACGCAGAUGCGGCUGAUGAAAUCUGCGAGUGCAUCGCCGAGUCUCUGUCAAAUAUCAAUACAUUGGCUUCAAAGAAGAUUGCUCGACUUUAUCUGAUCUCAGAUAUACUGCACAACUGCACUGUUAAAGUUGCGAAUGCUUCGUUCUUCCGUAAAUCUGUGGAAAAACAAUUGUUGGACAUCUUUGAUAACCUGCAUAACUACUACUUGAACAUCGAGAGUAGAUUGAAAGCUGAGGGCUUUAAAUCCAGAGUCUGCAAUGUUAUCCGCACAUGGGAGGAAUGGACCAUUUAUCCCAAGGAUUUUAUGGCCCAGCUGACGGCCAAAUUCUUGGGCAAACCUUACGUCAAGCCAGUCAAUAACUCACCUCAAGCCGAGGAAACGCGAUUUGAUGAGGCUCUGGACGAAGAUAUCGACGGUGCGCCCCUUUCCGGAGAGGAAAAGGACGACGAGGAUCUAGACGGAGUGCCACUAGAUGGAGCUGCUUUGCUUAAGAGCGCCUUGAAGCGAGCCAUACCUGAUGCAGAUGCUGGUACUCCAAAGCGUGACACACCUAAGAAAGAUGAAUACCUCGAUGAAAUCGAUGGCAUACCAUUGGAUGAUGAUCUCGACGGUGUACCGUUGGAAAAAGAAACCAAAUCUACGGCUAAGUUGCCUGGCUUCAUACCCUCAAAGUGGGAGACAGUUGAUCCCCAGCAAGUAGAAGCGCAGGCGAUUACCACCAGCAAAUGGGACACUCUCGAUCCGCCAGAUCCACCGAAGUUCUUUAGCUCGGACGACGACAGUGGAGAAGACAAUCCGCAAAAGUACACCGACGAGAUGCGUCAGAAGUUAAGAGACAUUGAGUCGAAAGCAAUUCAGUACCAGGACGAACUGGAGUCCGGAAAGCGCCGCCUGGAACCAGGUUGGAGUGUCCCCGAACAAGUGGAACAAUUCCGGAAGCGAUUACUUAAACAGGACUCGCGAUCUGAGGCAACUGUAGACUCCCCGCUCAGCUACAUGCACAUAAAAUCCAAGAGCUCCAAGGUGAGUGAGAGUCCAGCGCUGUUCAGAAGCAGUUCCCGCAAACGAUCCCACUCGCCGUUCUCUGGUGGCGAAUCCAAACGACGUGACUAUUCACCCGAAACCUCGCGCUCAUCCAAAUCCUCGAAACGCAAUCGGUCGCGUAGUCCGUCCAGUUCACCGAAGCGGUAUACAGAGCGGUCGUCUCGCAGCUCCCGCUACGAAACUCCUGCCUCCGGAUCGUCGCGAUCACGCAGUUCUCCAACCUCCUCGCGCUCCUCUCGCAGAGAAGAGCCAUCGCCGCCGAGACAUCGCAGCGACAAGCACAAGCACAAACAUAGGCACUAGAGUGUCUGCUCUUCGGACGAUUUGUAUUUAAUUAAACAUGGAUUCUAC